AAAUUGUAGAUAAAUGUGACUGAUACUACCUCAAUUGAGGUUGUAAUACAGUCAUGGUGACUCCAAAACGCUUGACAUUGCAAUGGGAAUUGUGGUUGCCAACUGUUUUUUAUAAGCUUGACUCGUAUAAUUAGGGAUUUUCAGUGCACAAUCUCUUCAUAUUUGAUUAUUUGGUUGCCCCUUGUUGCCUGUUUAUGGCAUGGUGCCUCCGUUCUUUUGGCUGUGUUAUUGAAUCUGUUCAAUCUGCUCGAGUGCCUUUUUGCACCGUAGUAAAUAACUGAUUGGUUUUAAAAAUGACUUUUGCUUCAUAUUGUAUUCUUCAGAUAACUCCUUGUUUGGUUGGGGACUUUGCAUUGGCAUCAUGUGUAUGAUGUCAGCUGGAAAAGCUGAGAUCAAUAAGCUGAACAAGACCGUGGACGAGACAGCUAAACUUGUUCAGGAACUGAAAGCUGAGAUCAACAGAAGAAAAUCGUCACGCGGUCUUCAAAAUUUAGAUUCUGUUGGCAAUGAUGUGAAGGGCUCUCGCAAAAUCAGUGGCAAGAAUGAAGUAACGCUCAAGAAUACAGUCAGUGAGAUCAGAAACACUGAUGUCAUUAUUUGGAGUCCUGGUGUAAAUGAUUGCGGUGAAUGUGGAAGUAGUGCUCUUACUGAAGAACCAGAACCACAGGUUCUGGAAAUGGAUCAACUGGAAGCAGAGCUUGAGCUUGAACUCCAAAAGCUUUCUGGGUGUACUACUGAUGGCCCUUGCCAUGAAAAAACAAAGCCAAACUUAGAUGAGAUUGAAGCUCCAGAUGAAGGCUGUCAUUUAACAGAUGACUGGAAUUUAAGUUAUUCUAAUUCUCAUGGAGUGUCAGCAUCUGAACUGCAUCAGAAACUAAGCCACUUGCUAAUAAAACAGCAAGAAAAUCAGAUCAUGGAGCUAGAAUCUGAACUGCAGCAAGCUCAAUCAAAUCUGCAUGAGAAGGAAGCUGAACUUCAGGAACUAAAGGACCGUGUCAAACGCCUUACUGAACUCUCACUUUCCACGAUUUCAGAUGAAGAAACUCAGGUUCUCACUGAUCCAAAGGGAACAAGUGAUUAUGGCAACAAUUACAUAGACUCCGAGUUGAAACAUUCAGUAGUUGGGACGAAAAGACCUAUUGAUUUUGAAUCUUGCUUGUGUUACAUGUGAAACGACACUGAUCUCUGGGGGAACAACUACACAAGGGUAGAUAGUAGAUUAGUUGACAACUCCCUUCCACAGUACUAUAACCUAAUUAUCGUGCCUUAAGUGGUAUAUGCAUAAAUUAUUUAGGUAUAUAUAAUUAUAAAAUUUAUCAACUCGGUACUCGGAUACCGAUAUGUAACAUAUUCCAUAAUAUCAAGUUCAAGUUCUUCCGUAUUCAUUUUUAAUACGUGUACUAGCAGUGCAGCCCAUGUUAGUGCUUUUCUAUUAACUAACUAUGAACAUGAGAUUUUUAUUUUUUUUAUAUUAUACUAACAGAUCUGAUUAUUUGA
Cajanus cajan (pigeon pea) is the source of this 1497-nucleotide messenger RNA. Lineage: Eukaryota; Viridiplantae; Streptophyta; Magnoliopsida; Fabales; Fabaceae. The record is from RefSeq and is a predicted model, not a curated record.